Molecule: messenger RNA, 922 nt
Organism: Lodderomyces beijingensis
Lineage: Eukaryota; Fungi; Ascomycota; Pichiomycetes; Serinales; Debaryomycetaceae
Source: the annotation of a GenBank genome assembly
AUGUCGUUUGUUAUCAGAAGACAAUUGUCUACUUUGAUCCCUCCAAAGAUCGCUUCAGCCAAGGUAUGUUUUUUUUUUUUGAGAAGAGGUGGUUUUUGAGGAGAAUGGGACGAGUCUGGGCUGAACUGAACAAUUUCGAGAUGUGACGGGGGGGGGGGGGGGGGGGGGCAGGGGCUUGGUAAUUAAGUUUCAAGUGCUCUCGUUGGUUCUACAUUUCAUCUAUAUUGUUUCACGGACCAAGUCCCAAGGGGGGUAUUUGAGGCGUUUGAGAAAUUUCUUCAAAAACGAUAAGGGGGGUCUUGCCAGCACUCAGCACAAAGCAGCAUGUUUUCAGAGCCACUAGUUGAAUAGGCAAGCUCGAUCUGCUCUCGUUAGUUCUACGUUUCAUCUAUAUGGUUUCUUGGACCAAGUCCCAAGGGGGGUAUUUGAGGCGUUUCAGAGAUUUUUUCAAAAACGAUAACGGGGGUCUUGCGAGCACUCAGCACAAAGCAGCAUGUUUUUCAGAGCCUCUAGUUGAAUAGGUCAUAAAGUGAAACCAAGGCAAUUGCAUUUUCCAUUGUGCCAGAUCAGAUCGCCCAUGCUUCCCCAAACCCGAACCAAACUUGUCUCCAUGGUCUCGUUUCCCUCCCUUUUUUUUUUUCCAGUUUCGUCAUAUACUAACAGCUGUGUUUUCUUUUUUUCCUUUUAGAACCUUGGAUCAGCCCCAAAUGCCAAAAGAAUGACCGAAGUUGUUUCGUUCUACAAGAAGUUGCCACAAGGCCCAGCCCCAGCCGCUAAGAAAUCAAGCAACCCCUUGGCCAGAUACAGAGCCGCUUACUUUGACGGCGACAAUGCGUCCGGCAAGCCAUUGCUUCACUUGGCUCUCGUUGUGCUUAUAUUCGGUUACUCCUUGGAGUACCAACACUUGAAGGCUCAUCACUAG